Messenger RNA from Eimeria maxima, 1305 nucleotides. Its product is annotated as serine/threonine protein phosphatase, putative. Gene Ontology annotation, biological process: calcineurin-mediated signaling. Gene Ontology annotation, cellular component: cytoplasm; calcineurin complex. The record is from RefSeq and is a predicted model, not a curated record. Lineage: Eukaryota; Apicomplexa; Conoidasida; Eucoccidiorida; Eimeriidae. Bases 1 to 1305 code for a protein of 434 amino acids. The transcript has 14 exons. Gene Ontology annotation, molecular function: calmodulin binding; calmodulin-dependent protein phosphatase activity.
AUGGAGCCCCUUCCCGACCCUAAACACGACCGCGUCGUCUCCUCUGUACAACCUCCUCCUGCUAAACCCCUCGCCUUUAAUGUCCUCUAUCCUCAGGGUCCUGAUAGUCCCCCAGAUUGGAGAGAAUUGCGGUCUCAUCUCCAAAGGGAGGGUCGAGUAUUUAAGGAAGAUUGUUUGGAGAUAAUCAGAAAAGUUACAGAAAUAACCAGCAAUGAACCUAAUCUACUUAGGCUUAGUGAUCCUAUUACAGUUGUUGGGGACAUCCACGGGCAAUACUAUGAUUUAUUAAAACUCCUUGAUGUAGGAGGAGACCCAGACACAACCCAGUAUUUAUUUUUGGGUGAUUAUGUAGAUCGUGCAGUUAUCAAUGGCAAAUUCCUCGCGCUGCAUGGAGGUCUCAGUCCGGAGCUAAAGGUGCUAAGCCAAAUAGGUGGCAUAAAUAGAUUCCAGGAGCCUCCUCGUGGGGGUUUGUUUUGUGACUUGUUGUGGGCUGAUCCAUUAGAUGAGGCCAGAGAGGAUGCAGAUGCACAAUUAGCACAGAGUACAGAUGGUGCAUUUAUACCAAAUGACGUUCGUGGUUGUUCAUUCUUUUAUGCAUAUUCAGCAGUUAGUUCUUUUUUAGAUAGGAAUGGUCUCCUUUCUGUCUUACGAGCACAUGAGGCACAAUUAGAGGGAUAUAAAAUGCAUCAAACUAAUCUUAAGACUGGAUUCCCUACUGUGAUAACAAUAUUCUCAGCGCCAAAUUAUUGUGAUGUUUAUAACAACAAAGGCGCAGUCCUCAAGUUUGAGAAUAAUACAUUAAAUAUUCAGCAAUUUAAUUAUAGUCCUCAUCCUUAUCAUCUCCCUAACUUUAUGGAUAUAUUUACUUGGUCUAUACCAUUUGUAUCCGAAAAGGUCACGGAAAUGCUUUAUGGCAUAUUAAACCCUUCAUUGGAGGAAGGAGAGGAAGAUGAAGAGAUUGAUAACGUGGUCAAGAUAAUGCAUGCCAACAUCGUGCUGGCAGAGGAAGGCAGCGCCCAAAGAAGUCGGCCUCCUAGUGCGGGUACACCCAUUAGCAGGGAGAGGGCAGAAGCCCUUCGUCGUAAAGUUCAAUCUGUUGGCCGAUUAAUGAGAGUAUUCAAGACUAUCAGGGAGGAGAACGAACUAAUUGUACAACUUAAGGGUUGCACUCCUGGGGAUCGGAUCCCCGUUGGCCUCCUUAUUCAGGGAAGACAGGGUCUGAAGAACGAACUGGAGAAGUUCCAAAACGCGAAGCAGAUCGAUGCUAUGAACGAAAGAAGACCAGAUGGGGCAACAAAGCGAUAG